Molecule: messenger RNA, 6315 nt
Organism: Notolabrus celidotus (New Zealand spotty)
Lineage: Eukaryota; Metazoa; Chordata; Actinopteri; Labriformes; Labridae
Gene: esyt2a
Product: extended synaptotagmin-like protein 2a
Exons: 24
Coding region: 253-2946 (897 amino acids)
Biological process (GO): lipid transport
Molecular function (GO): lipid binding
Source: RefSeq, a predicted model, not a curated record
CCCAGGUCCACUGUCGUGUUGGUGUUUUGAAGCUCCCUCCAUGUCUGAGGCUGACCUCUUUCCCGCGAUGACAGUUUCCUGCAGGCUCUGUUCAGACAGACGAGUCGUCCUCACAGCAGGAUAUACUGAAGGGGAGACUGAAGGGGUUAUCAGAGUUUACCUGGCCGACAUGCAGAGGAUCGGGCUGGUGAAGUGAUUUUUUAUUUAUUUUUCAGGGAAGAGUGAAGGUAGCUGGUGGAACAAGGGGGAGAAAUGAGUGACAGGAUGGAGGGUUCAACUGGACCAGGUGCCAGGACGAAUGGACCCAUUGCAGCGCCCAGCAGCCCGGUGAGCUCAUCAUUAGGCCCACCUCUGUCCCCAGAAGAGCUGGAGGAAGAACCACAGUCAGCUCUGACAGAUGUCAGCCAAAUGUGGAUUAAUUUUGGCAAGACAUUUGCCAUCAUCUUCCCGAUUUACAUCCUGGGAUACUUUGAGUUCAGCUUCAGCUGGGUUCUGAUUGGACUCGCCAUGUUGUUCUAUUGGAGGAAGAACCAUGGCGAUAAGGACAACAGGAUAAACCGUGCCUUAGCAUUCUUGGAGCAAGAGGAGAAGGCAGUGAAGCAAAGCAUGCCUACUACUGAGCUGCCACCAUGGGUCCAUUAUCCAGACGUGGAGAGAGUGGAGUGGCUGAAUAAGACGGUGAAACAGAUGUGGCCGUUCAUCUGCCAGUUCGUGGAGAAGCUGUUCAGAGACACCAUCGAGCCGGCAGUGAAGGGCGCCAACCCUCAUCUCGGCUCCUUCUGCUUCACCAAGAUCGACAUGGGCGAUAAGCCGCUGAGAGUGAACGGGGUGAAAGUUUACACAGAGAACGUGGACAAGAGGCAGGUCAUCAUGGACCUGCAGGUCAGCUUUGUCGGAAACACAGAGAUCGAUGUGGACAUCAAGAAAUACUACUGCAGAGCUGGAAUCAAAAGCAUACAGCUUCAUGGAACGAUGAGGGUGGUGAUGGAGCCUCUGCUGGGGGACAUGCCUCUGAUCGGAGCCCUGUCUGUCUUUUUCCUCAAGAAACCAUUGUUGGACAUUAAUUGGACAGGACUCACAAACAUGCUGGACAUUCCCGGUGUCAAUGGUUUGUGCGACAACAUCAUCCAGGACAUCAUCUACAGCUUUGUGGUCUUACCCAACAAGAUCACCAUCCCUCUGGUCGGAGAGGCUCAGCUGGCCCAGCUACGCUUCCCCAUGCCAAAGGGUAUCCUGAGAAUCCACUUCUUGGAGGCCCAGGACCUGGUGGGUAAAGACAAGUUCCUUGGAGGGCUGAUCAAAGGAAAGUCAGACCCGUAUGGAGUGGUCCAGAUUGGGACCCAGCUCUUCCAGAGCAAAGUCAUCCACGAGACCGUCCAGCCCAAGUGGAACGAAGUGUAUGAGGCCUUGGUGUAUGAUCAUACAGCACAUAACGUUGAGAUUGAGCUGUUUGAUGAAGACACGGAUAAAGACGACUUCCUUGGAAGUCUGAUGAUCGACAUGGCCGAGCUGGAGAAGGAGCGGAAGGUGGAUGAGUGGUUUGUUUUGGAAGAUGUUGCAACGGGGAAGCUGCACCUCAAACUGGAGUGGUUAUCUCCGCUGCCCACACCUGAGAAGCUCGACCAGGCUCUGAUGAGCAUCAAAGCUGACCGCGGUCACGCCAACGACGGCCUGUCGUCUGCGGUGCUCGUCGUUUUCCUGGAUUCAGCCCGAAACUUGCCGCGCAAUCCGUUAGAGUUCAACCAGGCGGGGCUGAAGAAGGCCUCGAUCAGUAAGGCCAUCAAGUCCGGUAAAAAAGUGACCAGCGAUCCCAGUCCGUUCGUUCAGUUCACAGUGGGACACAAGUCCUACGAGAGCAAGACAAGAUAUAAGACCAAUGAACCGGUGUGGGAGGAAGCCUUCACCUUCCUCAUCCACAACCCUAAAAUCCAGGAGCUGGAGGUCGAGGUGAAGGAUGAGAAACACGAGUGUUCGAUGGGGACAUUAACGCUGCCUCUGGCUCGCCUGCUGGAGGCCAAGGACAUGACGCUGAACCAGCGCUUCCCCCUCAAGAACUCCGGACCGAGCUGCACCCUCAAGAUGAAGAUGGCUCUGCGGGUGUUGUGUCUGGACAAAAGCACUCCCAUGUCUUCAGACUCCACCCCAUCCUCUGUACAAGUCCGCAAGGGCAGCUCCUCCAGCUCCAACCCUCAACCCUCCGUCUCCUCUGACUCCCAAAAGCCUCCCUCCUCCACCUCUGAUAUCCCCCGCUCUGCCUCCGUGUCAGCUCAGGAUAUGCUGAACCGGCAAAAAGAGGCCAAUGACCCCUAUAGGUCUUCUGGAAGCACAGACUUCGGACUCGGUGGAGGAGGGAAGGGCCUGGCUGAGACCGGGAGGAGCACCUCCAACCUGGCCAUCUCCGGUUCACAGCAGUACCUGGCUGGAGGAAAAGAACCAACGCCCAGCAUUGCAUCCGAUAUCUCCAACCCCUAUGCUGCCCAGGAGCUGCAGCUGAGACUCCAGCAGCUUCAAAAUGGUUCAGGCCCCAGUCAUUUCCCGCUGGGUGAGGUUCAGCUGACGGUCCGACACAGCUCCCAGAGGAACAAGCUCAUCGUGGUCGUUCACGCUUGCAGAAACCUGAUAGCGUUCACGGAUCACGGCUCAGAUCCUUACGUUCGCAUCUACCUGCUCCCUGACAAGCGGAGGUCAGGCCGGAGGAAAACUCACACAUACAAGAAAACGCUCAACCCCGUCUACGAUCAGACGUUUGAGUUCACAGUCUCCCUUGUGGAGCUUCACAGGCGGACUCUGGAUGUCGCAGUGAAGAACGGUGGAGGUCUGUUGUCCAAACACAAAGGCCUUCUGGGAAAGGUGCUGGUGGAUUUGAGCCACGAGGACAUCACUAAGGGUUGGACACAAUGGUAUGAGCUGAGUGAAGACGGCCAGUCGAGGCCUCACCAACUAUAGACAAUCAUCAUCAUUAUCAUCAUCAAAUCACCAUCUACUUUAUACACUUCCACCCGAGUCCACAGUGUGGCUUUUUAAGUUCUUUAUUUGUAUCUGUGUACAAAAAAAAAGCAGCUUUUACAUUCAUUUAAUCACAUCAGUCGCAAGGCAAACCUCCCCUUUAAGAAGUGAACGGCUGGUGGACUAAAGGGAGUACACAACAUGUAGAAAGAUAUAUUAUAAUGUACUGCUGUGGAAGUGUAUAUUCCAUAUAAUAUAACAGUCGUAGAGCAAUCUAUUUUUUCGCUGAUGCAGCAUUGUCCUGCCUGAUUUUUGGCGAUGACUGACGAUGUAGAAGUUUGUACAUAAAUGCAGAGAAGCUGGACAAAACAGGUGGUGUGUUGUAGAAGUAGGAGCGAGGUGUAGUCUCUUACCUGGCCAAAUGAUUGUUUAUAAUUUUAUUUUCUAAAGCGUAACAUUCUGGAUAGAGUUUCCAAAGCAGAGCAGGCAGGUGGUCGCGGGGAACGAUGCCACCAAAGAGACGACUAGUAUUUAAUUUUUCCACCCUCCAGGGUUUUGGUAACACAUCUGCACUCGGCUUUAUUCCACUGUAAUAACGUGCGUGUGGGUUAACCGAGAGAGAGGAACUGUAAGUGCGCCAAUAUUGUGUUACAUGUUAUGCAACUAUUCUUUUUUUUUUAACUCUUUCUGUUAAUACUCCUGUUAUUAUGCUGGAUUAAGACCAUUGUGGAGCGUUACCUUUAACUGAAUAUUUGCACAUCUGUGUUUUUUAAAUGUACGGGGAUCAUCUUUAAUUUAAGUUACAAUUUCAACUUGGCCUUUAUCUGUUAACUAUCAAAAUGUCUGUUGAAGGGAAUACAUUUUACCUUAAAUGUAUGAGAUUUAUCAAGAAAAUAACGAAAAAACGUAAUAAAUCAGAGCGAUGAUAAGAUCACUUAUGACAGUCAGUUAAAUAUGGAGCUACUGCAAGUACAGGGUUAGUUUAGCUAAGCAUUAAUGAAGCUAGCCUGACUCUGCCCUAAGGUGAGAAAAUCCACCCUCCUGCACCUGUACGAAUAAAGAAAUGAGCUGUAGAGACCAUAACUGUUUUUGUACAAAGCUGUCAACAUGUUUAAUCUGGCUGUAAAAAUCUCCAUUUUAACAUGGGUCCUUAUGGGGAUUCCUCGGCUUCUGGAGCAAACCUCUAGUGGACACUUGAGGAACUGCAUUUUUUGGCACUUCCACAUUGGCUCCACUUUUCAACACCAGAGGUUGCCACUUGGAUUCAACCCAUUGCAGGCUCUAUAUUUAACAUGCUAUUGUCAGUCUUAUUAUCUAGUUAUAUAUUGUGAAAGAUAACAAGCAUACCCCCCCCCCCCAAAUGUUGAACAAUUCAUUUGAAGUAGUUCCUGCUUCAAAGUGGGCUGUUGUUAAGUAAGGUGAUGAUAUUACUGGCCAUCUUUUCUCCAUGUAUUUAAAGCAACUGUUUGUAGAAGUUUACAUUUACUCAGUCUUGCACCCUCUUGUGGUCAUAUUAGGAAAUGCUGCAGUGACGACCAAACUGAACUGUCACUGCAGGACAUUUCUACCCGCCAAUACAAUGUUGAAAACUUGGACCAUUUCUAUAUUGUUACAUUUAGACGAUCAUUUAUAUUCCCUUUUCAAUGACACAGGAGUUUGUUUUGUAUCCAUUAAUUCCUUGUUUUACGCUUUCUCAGUUGACAAUAAUCCACUGCCACAACAUUUAACGCUUCCUGCUUUAAAUAUCUUCCACAUUUUGGAUAUGAUGAUAGUAAAAAUGGAACAGUAUUGAUACCACAGCACCAUAAACUCCUGGGCAUCAACAUCUGAGUAGCUUAGGUUGGUUUUUUUUAUUACCACUCAGAGAGUCUUUGAACAGAGAGCAACAUUUGACAGGCUAUUAACAAAUGUCUUUAUGUUUCCCUGCAUUGUUUUAAUUAGCGGUCUCGCUCUCUCAACUUUAUUUCUAUCUAACUCGACCAACGCUGCUCUCUCUCUCUUUCCAGCAGCUUUGGGUUGAAACCAUUUCUGUAGAUCUGUCUUUUUCAAAAGCUUCAGUACUUUCUGAUAUUAUCCAAUAUAAAAAUAAUACAGAUUGUAUGGUUUUAAAGCAGGUAGUGUCAAAAAAUAUCCAAGUAUAGAACAUUUUUACAACCUUCAUCGCUUCUUUUUUCUAAUCAGGCCUUUAUUAGGACAGCUUCAUUUGGUUUGCGUGGCCUCGCUCUCUGCUGUUCUUUGAGACAUGCUCAGUAUUCACUCUUAUUUGAGUAUUAAAGGUUUACACACCUGCUCAAACAUUCAGGUUCAUGGGAUGAGAGCUUCAGAUUUCAUCAUUCAGAAGGUGCUUUUACCGCAGAAACUUUCUACAAAUGGUGGCUUAAGGAAAGAUAAAAUAGUGACAUUUUCUUCACCAACAAGUUGUGCAUUUUGUCUGAAGGGCCUUUAAUUUGUAUGUAUUGUUUCCAGGCACUCACUGCAGGCUGUUUGUUGCUGUCUCAGUGAGGUUUAUAUCACAGAAAAAACUCCACUACAAUCAUUCUACGUUUCUCACGUUGUGUUUAUAAAUCAACAUUAGUCUUAACUUGUUAUGUAGUGUCAUUUUAAACACAAUUUUGUGUCUUAUUUUUUGUAAAUUCAAAGUAUAUGAAUUUAUAAUAUAUGUACAAUCUAAAGCAAGAUGCUACGGAAGCCCUAAUUGGACAUGUAUCUACAAGCUUCCAUAAGAUACAGACAAGUGUUGAAAAUUACAUUUUUCUGUUUUUUAUUGUUCUGAGUAUUUUCACUUAUUUUUCACAUCUCAUAUCACACACUGCUUUGACUUUACAGCACUCACACGAGGAUCAAUAUCAGUCACCAGAAAGCAUAUUAUUGAUAUCAUACAUACUUUGUAAAUGCAAACGUUAUUCUAUGCGGUAUACCAAGCCAAAGAGCAGCAGUGAUGUGUUGAGGUUAGACUUUUGCCUUGUGUUUAUGUAUCCCAUCAUGAGAGUAUUGUACACACGUGUAUGUAAAUUCUGCAUUUUAUGUCUUUUAAUGUUUUUUAUUUGUGUUUUUCCAGCUGUCGCCCUCUUUGUCUUGCGUGUUUUUAUUUUGUCAGAAACAAAAACAUUCAUCUGUAAAACAUGAAGAUUUUAGAGCGCCGCCUCUGUUCAGUGUGGACUCUGUCCAGAGUCUGAAAGGCGGUUUGUCUUCUUCUUAAUUUAUCUUGUGCCUUAAAAUUCACUCGACCCAGAGAUAAUAACAUGUAUAAAAAAAUACUUUGAAAAUGCAACAACCGUUUCCCAUGUUUCAGAAUGUCUCCUAAAUGUCUUUUAAAAGAAAUAAAAGAGCUUUAGCUGGCUAAUAGCAGCAUGAAGCUGUACAGCACUG